Molecule: messenger RNA, 2303 nt
Organism: Osmerus eperlanus (European smelt)
Lineage: Eukaryota; Metazoa; Chordata; Actinopteri; Osmeriformes; Osmeridae
Gene: mterf2
Product: mitochondrial transcription termination factor 2
Exons: 2
Coding region: 249-1376 (375 amino acids)
Biological process (GO): regulation of DNA-templated transcription; termination of mitochondrial transcription
Cellular component (GO): mitochondrial matrix
Molecular function (GO): double-stranded DNA binding
Source: RefSeq, a predicted model, not a curated record
GAGGGCACAACACUUGUUCUCGCCAUCAUUUCAACAAUUCAAACUGUAUUUGGUUAGCGUACUACAUGGGAAACGAUUCACCGCCACUUGGCGGCACUGUGGCCCGGACGUCAGAAUAAUCACACCCAACCCAGCUAAAUGACGAGGUAGAAUGUCAUAACAGAACGCCACAUCCGCUGACCGCUGCCGGUGUCUGCAACGUAAACAAGCUUUAAGGGUAAUCUGCAUUUACCAGGGACAUCCCCCCCAUGUUGCGUGUUAUCGUGAGGUCCCUGUGUACGCGGUGCCAAGCCCUUCCACACCCCUCUCUCCUGAGCAGGCCCUGUUCCAGCUCUGGCCCGCUGGAGAACACAGAGACGGUGGACGCCCUCUAUGACCUGUCCGUGGACAUCCAGAAGAUCCGCCAGCUCAAGGGCUGGGUGCUGCAGCAGAGCCCGGCGUACGUCAGCCAGACCGCCCAGCUGCUGAGGGACCUAGGGGCCGAAGGGCCCGUGAUCGCCCGGGUCCUGGAGCUGUUCCCCGAGGCUGUGCUCUGCAGCCCGGACGAGAUGCUGGCCCAGCGAGAGCUCUGGAGCUCUCUCUGCCCCAACCCGAAGGACCUGGUGGGCAUCAUCGAGAAGUUCCCCGCCUCCUUCUUCACCUCCUCCUGCCACCACAGCAACCAGCGGGAGAACAUCGUCUUCUUCCGGAGCCUGCAGCUGAACAGACGUGUGGUCGCCAAGCUGAUGGCCAGCGCCCCGCAGAGCUUCAGCCGGCCGGUGCAGCACAACCAGGUGAUGGUGAAGACUCUGCAGGAAGCCUAUCUGGAGCUGGGCGGAGAGGAGGCCAACAUGAGGGUCUGGCUUCAGAAGCUGCUGAGCCAGAACCCCUUCGUGCUCCUCAAGCCCCCCGAGGUGCUGAGGGAGAACCUGCUGUUCCUCAGCGCCCGCGGCUUCUCUGCAGCCCAGCUCCUCCGCCUGCUCUCCAAGCUCCGGGGCUUCGUCACCGAACUCAACCCACACGGCAUGCGCCUCUCCCUGGCCUACUCCCAGGACAAGCUGGCCUGCUCCGACGCUGACCUCCAGGACAUCGUCCUCCGCUGCCCGGCCCUGCUCUACUUCCCCGAAGCCGUCCUGGAGGAGAGGAUCCAGGGGCUGCUCGGCGCCGGGGUCAGCCUGGCCCAGAUCAUACAGACCCCCUCGGUGCUGGAGCUGACCCCCCAGAUCGUCAGCUACCGCUUCCAGAGACUGAGGGCUCGCGGCUACAACGUGGGGACAGGCAGCCUGGAGGUUCUCAACGGCACCAAGAAAGACUUUGAGGCGAGCUACAGCAAGCUGCAGCUACGCAGGGACAGGCCCCUCUUCAACCCUGUGGCUCCUCUGGCAGGAGACGACUGAGACCGGCGUGAACAUGGGAAUUAUGAGGAGGUUUAUUUAUUGGUAAUGGAUGGAAAGUGGAUUUGAAAGGGAACGAGACCUAAACAACUAAAGUGGUGCUAGUUAUGCCGAGAACACAGUGAACAAACGAACCUUCAUUAACUCUGUGGAAUAUAUGGGGUUUCCAAUGUGCUUAUCUUUAUCACAAUCGGUUGAUUCAGCUAGUGCCUUGUCAUCCAUCGGUUCAUAUCCUGUCUUAUUAUUCGCAUGUCUGUGUUCCUCCUGUACCCUGCUGUGUUCUGAUGAUGUCACAGGUCUGUGAUGUGGGAUCCGCCUGCCUAUAAUAACAAACACCUGUUGGCUGUUUGUUAUCUUUGUUUCUCUCUGUUCACUAUAAACACAGUCCUCUGACCUUCAUGCCUCAGAGAGACUUUGCUAGUACCGUUGUGUCUGAACUGGUCAUUUUUAUGUCGAGAUGUUUGGUAAAGUCUGUCUCCAAUCUGCAGAUUGCUACGUACUUAUGAACCCAGCACCUGAAGACACGGACAGAACUUUUCUUCAUCAACCCGACGACAAAAAAAGAGAGAAGUUGCAGUUGAAUCUGCAAGUGUACUGACUUUGACCUCAUCGGCUCUGGAAAAUACUGCUAUUUAGAUAUCCAUGAAAAUACUCAUCAUUGCAGAUGUGCUGUGAGUCAUUAAUUGUGUUUUCCCGACGUAGAUAACUUGUCCGAGGUCUUGUUGGUUUGCCCUGAAACUUGGAGUGUUUUGGAUAAGUGCUCGCCUGUAUUUCUCUGCUCAGCUAAAUGAAUAUGUAGGAGGCUGUAGAGGGGCCUGUGGGCCGGGUCGCUGGCAGGGCACAUUACUCCUUCUGAAGGCCUUCUCUCACUCUCCCUCUAUCUCUCUCUCUCUGUGUGUCUCUCUCCUCUCUGUCUCUCCAUCUCUCUGU